CAAGACGCCCGCUUCUAAGAAGCACCUCCUUCAAGACGCGGUUGAAUUGUAGUCACCCAUAGCGGACCAACACCAAUGGAAAAGUUGUCUCUGCUGAUUGAUGUAAGUAGAGAAUAAUCCACUUUACUCAACCCACUUGGAAACUAACGAUUCGCUUGGUGCAGACAGAGUUAUUGACCGUAAAGGGUUUAUUGAGUACCAGGCUGAUAAGUUCCAGUUGUCAAGUCCUCAGCGUGCAACAGAGCGGCGGAGGGACUUUCGCUUCAAGCCAGGCAACCAGCGACCGAUGAUGACCUCUCUCGCGGGUCAGUAAGGGGAAUCAGAUUUAUCCGUGCGCAACAACGCCGUAUCACGCCAUACAACAUAGGUGUUGCAGAGGAGUCAUGAACAGUGCGCUGUACCACUCAGCAGGAUUAUUCGGCUCACCAUCGGCUUCUGGAAGCUUAACUGCGGGAGGAAACAUGAUCGCCACGGCCAAGCCACUCGCUUUCUCAAUCGAACGGAUUAUGGCCAGGACACCUGAACCGAAGUCAAUGCAGCUCCCCAACGUGUUCCAUGCUCCCGGGGGGAAAGCGGACCCAAAGCAAACGCUCAGCGUGAAUCCAUCCUCACUGCACUGUAUGAUUCCAUUCGUGCCACUUGCCUACGAACCGGCGCACAAACUUCAUAUCAACGGACUAGAUGUAAACCACUUCGAUGCUUCCUCAUGUAACUCAAACGAUCUGGUGAGCAUAGGUUUGAAUUAUAAGAAUGAGCAUUCGGACGCGACUCAAACAGUUGGACAAUAUAAACUUUUCCGGCCCCGCGUGGUGAAUCAGGCUUCUUUCCACGCGAUGGGGGCUAUAUGUUACCUGAACUGUGGUGAGAGUUCGUGUCCACCUCCAACGGGCAUAGUAAAUAUCCACCCAAUGGCCUCUUAUUUUUUCAACUCUCCCCUGCAAGGUCGUCAGAAGGCUUGCCUUUCGGAGAAGACCAAAACGAGUCACGGUGCCGACAGGUACCAGUCUGGAAUGUCUUUCAAAGACCUGUCUCAAACUCAGCUGCACCAAUACAUGAAAGAGAGUGCACAGAUCCUUACGGAGAAACUAUUUAAAACAUCCUCAAAACUCAACGGCGCUCCACAGAGCAAGCCGAAAGUGUUUACAUGUGAAGUAUGCGGCAAGGUGUUCAAUGCGCACUAUAAUCUGACGCGCCACAUGCCUGUACACACGGGUGCCAGGCCUUUUGUAUGCAAGGUGUGUGGCAAAGGAUUCCGCCAAGCCAGCACGCUCUGUCGCCAUAAAAUCAUACAUACUCAGGAAAAACCACAUAAGUGUAACCAGUGCGGAAAAGCCUUCAACCGAAGUUCAACACUUAACACACACGCACGGAUCCACGCAGGUUACAAGCCUUUCGUCUGCGAAUUCUGUGGUAAAGGCUUCCAUCAAAAAGGUAACUACAAGAACCACAAGUUGACGCACAGCGGAGAGAAACAGUUCAAGUGCAAUAUCUGCAACAAAGCUUUCCAUCAAGUGUACAACCUGACAUUCCAUAUGCACACACACAACGACAAGAAGCCCUUCACCUGCCCCACAUGCGGCAAAGGCUUCUGCAGGAACUUUGACCUGAAAAAGCACAUUAGGAAACUACACGACAUGUCCCCCGGCCCACAAUCGCCUUGCGCACUCCCAAGCAUCAGUGCAGAGAGCCACUGAGACGUCGCCUUGAUUUCCGCAUGAACAAUACGCCUUUUUAAGAAGUGCAACGUCUUUCCACUGUAUAAUAGGGUAAGGUGUAGACUUUUGUGGUUUACCUGUUCUGGUACAACUCACCUGUGGACAUUACGCAUAUACGCGGAGCUCAAGACUGCCAUUCUGACCUCCCCUCAGGAUGAUAUUAUUUUAAAGGUCUCAAACUAUUUAUUUAAAACUGUGACUGUAAUUCUAAAAUAGUAUUUUAAACAAUUUAAACUGUGGCUAUACCGAGAAGAUUCGUUCUUGUGGUAUUUGUGUUAUGUCUCCCAAUUUUAUAUGGCCUUUAUUAUUUAUACUUUUGAUUCCAUGGCAUUGGCAACCUCUGAUUUAAAGUGUGUAAUUAUAUGCAAGAUUGUUGCUGUAUUAAAAAAAAAAAAUCUAUGUCAGUGACAUACUGCAAUUUAAUAACAAAUGAUUUUAAAUAGCCUAAUAACACCAGUUGCAAGGAAAGAAAAUGAAUAAAAGCUUAUAUAUGUCA
This is a messenger RNA of Sardina pilchardus (European sardine), 2211 nucleotides long. RefSeq names its product FEZ family zinc finger 1 (gene fezf1). Bases 384 to 1694 code for a protein of 436 amino acids. The record is from RefSeq and is a predicted model, not a curated record. The transcript is spliced from 4 exons. Lineage: Eukaryota; Metazoa; Chordata; Actinopteri; Clupeiformes; Clupeidae. Gene Ontology annotation, biological process: regulation of transcription by RNA polymerase II. Gene Ontology annotation, molecular function: RNA polymerase II cis-regulatory region sequence-specific DNA binding; DNA-binding transcription repressor activity, RNA polymerase II-specific. Gene Ontology annotation, cellular component: nucleoplasm.